Molecule: messenger RNA, 2259 nt
Organism: Eleginops maclovinus (Patagonian blennie)
Lineage: Eukaryota; Metazoa; Chordata; Actinopteri; Perciformes; Eleginopidae
Product: transmembrane protein 182-like
Exons: 5
Coding region: 220-969 (249 amino acids)
Cellular component (GO): membrane
Source: RefSeq, a predicted model, not a curated record
AAAUAACUCCUGUCCCCCUGUCUGACCUCCUCAGUUACUGGUGCUGCUUUUCCCCACAGCUCCCAGCAUGCAAGGGAGUGGCAGGGAGAGCCAGCCUGUUUUUGGUAGAGAUUUAAGGGUCUGGGCAGUGGGCUGCAGAGUGGACACCAGAGAAGAGCUGAGGAGAAACAGACUGAGAGCUGAGGUUAAAGAGCAUUGAAGGAGUUUUGCACUGGAGUUAUGAGGGUGGGACCUGCAACCUUGGCUGGGGGGAUAUUUGGGGUAGUGGGGACAUUGUGUUUCUUCAUUGCCUUCGCUACGGACUACUGGCUUGUGGCCAGUGACAACUGUGGACCGUAUACAUGGCCGACACAAACAAGACUGAUAACAGAUGCCAAUGGGACUGAGAUCGAGAUAGUGGAGGCAGUCACUGUUUCUCCUCCACCUCUCACUCUGCACCACGAGGGCUUCUUCUGGCGGUGUGUGUUUCAGGUGGAGCCCUCGGCGAGUGCACACCUGGCCACUCUCUUCACCAACCAGCCAGAAUCCAAGGUGUGUAUCCAUGGUUACCUCUUUCCCCUGCCUGUCGCAGUUGGACAGGUGCCUCAUCCAAGUUAUGAUGCGACAGCAGUGUUUCGGGGUUUCUGGACCCUGCUGAUCAUCUUUGGCCUGGUCGCGGCUCUCACUGGAGGCUUCCUGUUGGUCUGCGGCGUCCCCUUCUUCAGCCACAAACUCUACAAAGUGGGCGGUGCCUUCCUCAUCGCCGCUGCCCUGUUGUUCCUGCUCCUGCUGCUACUCUACGUUCUGUGGAUGGAGGUGAUGGAUGUGGAGCGCUAUGUCCUGCAGGAGAGAGGACAGACGUGUCCCAAUGCUCAGGUGUCAUUGCUCUACGGCCUGUCAUUCAUGGUGGCUGCCGCCGGCGUUCCUCUGCUGCUCGUCUCUGGGAUGGUCUUCAUGCUGGUGGGCCGUGCUCUGCGAGCCAGCAAGUGAGCCUGCCAUCUGGCCUACAGGGGAAGAAAGGACUGACCUUUUUAUGUGGUGCACUGGGACUCAGCAGCACACUCAUGGGAUGUUAAAACUGUCUGGAAAGACUCGAUCAAUAUUGCAGUAGCACCCUUUGGAUGUCCAUACAGUCAGAGACACUACAUUUGUGUUUUUUAUAACUUACUUUGCUUUAUGUAUAUGAGAUAAUUACAAACUUCUACGAUCAUUAAUGUCACAACAAGUCAGUUAGAGGGUAUUAUUAUUAGAUUAGCUGGAAAAUGUCAAGCAACUGUUCUCAACUUCAAAUCUUGCCUCCUCCUAUAACAGUAAUGCAAAGUUGUGACAAUAUAAUUCACCAGUCGUCUGAUAUUGGGUCCAUAUACAGUCUCAACAAAAUAAAAAGUCAGCUACUUACUAACAGCAGGGCUAGAAUAUCGUAAACUCAACCAAACUGCUGACAGGGUUAGGGUUAGGGUUAAGCUGCAUUCACAUGACAGGCGGUAAAACGGCUCUGCGCUGAUGCUGCUGUUGUGUUUUUACGGCGCUCUGACCCCAUUCACCACUGACCUUUCACCACGCAGCCAAACAAAUGACAGCUGAAUAAAGCGACACAAGCUAGCAGGGGAGGUAACUGUAGAAACACAACUAAACCAGCUGUUUCAACCCCAAGAACUCAUUGCCCAACCUCGCGAUGAGCAAAGAACAAACUGCAUUUCACGUGACUGCAGCUUUAGGGUUAGCCCGCCACAUAAAAAACCUGUAUUAUUGACAUUGUUUUUAGUAUGGUUUGAUCCGUUUAAAACACUGAGUUAGAUGUUACUCGAUAGUUGAGGUUUUCAACUCAAUUUCUUUGCCACCAAACACUAUAGCUUGACUGGGUGCUUGGGGUGGUGAUAAACGUUACUGAAACUUUAGCCAUUUUUGUAUUUUUUGUUUUGUUUUACUAUAACCGGGGGCUGUACAGUGUGAUUGAUAAGCCCUCUGGCAGCUCAACUUGUUUUCCUCUAAUACUGAACUCAGUGAAGACUACAUGCUUCUGUAACUCACUAUUAUUUCUCGUGGAACAAGUGUUGUAACAAGACAGGAUGGGCCAUGGGUAAUCAGUUAGCAUGCUAAUCUAUCUCUUCAACACAAUACAUAGACUUAUUUGACAUCACGUCAAAACUGUUACUUCUUCACAUUCUGUUGAUUCUUUUUUACUGUUCUAAAGUGAAAUUCAGACAUAUCUUGGACAUUGUACCUUUAAUAUAUUCAUCUAACAACAUUGUGUAAGUAUAAAUAUGUCUUCCACUGAUA